Messenger RNA from Funneliformis caledonium, 520 nucleotides. NCBI's taxonomy places the organism in Eukaryota, Fungi, Glomeromycota, Glomeromycetes, Glomerales, Glomeraceae. The record is from the annotation of a GenBank genome assembly.
UAAAGAAUUAACUAAAAAGAAUUUGAGAAAUUUUACUUUACCUUAUAAAUGGAAACAAACUUUACAGGACGUUGAUAUAACUGUUCCUGUUCCAAAAGGAACACGUGCAAAGGAUUUGAAAGUUGAUAUUAAAAAAAAGCAUUUAAUUGUUGGAUUGAAAGGUCAAACACCCAUUAUUGAGGGCGAAUUGUGUAAAGAAGUUAAAAUUGAUGAUUGUACCUGGACACUCGAGGAUCAAAAAGAAAUUUUCAUUCACAUAGAAAAGAGUAAUCAAAUGGAAUGGUGGAAGAAUGUUAUUACCACCCAUCCUGAGAUUGACACAACUAAAAUUCAACCUGAAAAUUCAAAUUUGAGCGAUCUGGAUGGUGAAACUCGCGCAAUGGUGGAAAAGAUGAUGUUUGAUCAACGUCAAAAGAAAAUGGGUAAAAAAACAUCAGAAGAACUGAAAAAAGAUGAGAUAUUGAAGAAAUUUCAAGCCCAACAUCCCGAACUUGACUUGUCUAACGCCAAAAUCUCUUGA